GGCGGUGCAAAUCCAACGACCAAUACCCAUUCCUGUUUUACCAAUAUUUUAUGUCUGUACAUUAUUUCGUAAUAUCAUCGCUACAUUUGAAAUUCUUUACAAUCAAAUAGUGUUACGAUUCUGUGGCCACUUCCGUUCGUUGGCGCGGUUGUUGAAUAGCCGGGACUUGACAAGUAAAAACACCAAGCAAAACAUAAUUUUACAUGAUCUCUACGGAAGGUUUAGGAGCAUGGAAAAUAGCAGGGCCCAGUUUCCAUUUCCCUUCCAGCCCUAUAACAUCCAGGAGCAGUUCAUGCAAGCCCUGUACAGUGCACUUGACCAAGGCAAAGUGGGCGUCUUUGAAAGUCCCACGGGAACGGGCAAGUCACUGAGUCUGAUAUGUGGAGCACUGAGCUGGCUCACAGAUUAUGGGGAAAGAAAGAGACAGGAGGCAGCUGCUCUGUUGCAGGAAGGAGAAGCAGCUCUUUCCACUUCUGUCGCUCAGUCCUCCGCAGCCAGCUCCUCAGCAGAGCCGGACUGGAUCACUGACUUUGUUCAGAAAAAGGCAGAACGAGAUUUAGUGUCAAAGUUGAAGGAGGAAGAAUUAAAAAGGAAGAAGAGAGAAGAACGGUUAGAAAUGAUCAGAAACAAUGUCCAGCUAAAGUAUGCGGUUAAAAGAAAGAGCUGUGAAGAGGAUGAGGCAUUCAAGUUGCUUCAGCUCAGUAAAGAGGAACAGGUGGAGGCAACAGGAGAUCAAGAAGAUGAGGAGCUUAUCAUUGCAGAAUAUGAGAGCGAUGAUGAGUCGAAGAGCAAGAGCAGAUUCUUUGGAGCUGAGGAAGAUGAGGAUGAUGAGCUGGUUGAAGAACAUGUUGCUAAGAUUUACUACUGCAGCCGCACUCACUCCCAGCUGGCCCAGUUUGUCCAUGAGGUGCAAAAGAGCCCCUUUAGCAAGGACAUCAGUGUGGUCACACUCGGUUCACGGCAGAAUCUGUGCGUCAAUGAAGAGGUGCGACGCCUGGGCAGCAUCCAGCGCAUAAAUGACCGCUGCUUGGAGAUGCAGAAAAACAAGCACGAGAAGCGUGAUCAUGAAGAGGGUGUAAAACGUAUGCGAGGCCCAGCAAAGAGUGUGUGUCCCUAUAAUAAAGCUUCAGCACUGCAGCUGAUGAGAGAUGAAGUUCUGGGGACUGUUCAUGACAUAGAGCAGCUUCUGAAGCUGGGCAGGGAAAAACAGGCCUGCCCUUAUUACGCUACACGUCUCGCUAUUCCCCCUGCACAGUUGGUGGUGCUGCCCUAUCAAAUGGUGCUUCAUGAAGCUACAAGAAGAGCAGCAGGGAUCCAGCUGAAGGGACAGGUGUUGAUCAUAGAUGAAGCUCACAACCUUAGUGACACACUGUCGUGUAUACACAGUGCAGAGCUUAGUGGAGCACAGCUUUGCCGUGCCCACUCCCAGCUCAGCCAGUAUGCUGACCGCUAUAAGAGCAGACUGAAGGCAAAGAACCUGAUGUACAUCAAGCAGAUUCUGUUUGUGAUUGAGGGGCUUGUUCGGGUGCUUGGAGGUAAGGUGGGGCAGAGUCCACAGAGCCAGACUACACAAUCAGGAACAGAGAUGCUCACCAUCAACAACUUUCUCUUCAAGGCUCAGAUUGACAAUAUAAACUUGUUUAAGCUACAAAGAUACUUUGAGAAGAGCUUGAUCAGCAGGAAGCUGGCAGGUUUUGCGGAGAAGUACGCAGGCUCAGGUGUGACACUGCACACACAGAACAGCGUCAACAAGGAGAACCGGCGCACAGAAGGGUUAAACCGCUACCUUCAGACCCUACAGAGCAACCAGAGGCCCGCACUAGCAGACCACCAGGAGUCUGUAGAGGCAGAAAAAGUGCUGUCUGCAUCUCCAAUGAUGCAGGUGGAGGGUUUCUUCAUGGCUCUCACUAACAGCAAUGCUGAUGGCAGAGUGGUGGUGCACAAGCAAGGUUGUUUGUCAGAGAGCAGCGUCAAGUUCCUUCUACUGAAUCCGGCAGUCCACUUUGCCCAGGUGCUGAAGGAAUGCAGAGCAGUCAUAAUUGCAGGAGGAACCAUGCAGCCUGUUUCAGACUUCAAACAAGAGCUUCUGUUUUCUGCUGGGGUGGGAGAGGAGCGAAUCACUGAGUUUUCCUGUGGUCACAUAAUUCCUCCAGAGAACAUCCUUCCCCUCGUAUUGUGCAGCGGUCCAUCUGGUCAGGAGCUUGAUUUUACUUUCCAAAACAGAGACUCUCCUCGUAUGAUGGAUGAAACGGGGCGCAUUCUCUCCAACAUUUGCAACGUGGUUCCCGGUGGGGUGGUGUGCUUCUUCCCUUCUUAUGAAUAUUCGAGGAGGAUCAUUUCUCACUGGGAGGCCAGCGGCACGCUUACUCGAUUGGCUAAUAAGAAGAAGAUCUUCCAGGAGCCGAAGAAGGCCAACCAGGUAGAGCAGGUGCUGAAAGAGUUUUCCCGUUGUAUCCAGAGGUGUUCUGUGGACUGCAGUGGGCUUACAGGAGCGCUGUUGUUCUCUGUGGUUGGAGGAAAGAUGAGUGAGGGAAUCAAUUUUUCUGAUGACUUGGGCAGGUGUGUAGUGAUGGUGGGAAUGCCGUAUCCCAACAUCAAAUCCCCAGAGCUGCAAGAAAAAAUGUCAUAUCUUGACAAACAUCUGCCUCACAGUCAGGGGAGGAGCCCAGGACAAGCACUAAUAGAAAACCUCUGCAUGAAGGCCGUCAAUCAAUCUAUAGGAAGAGCGAUUCGUCAUCGUGGGGACUAUUCCUCCAUUGUGCUGUGCGACAGACGUUACUCUCGGCCUGCCACGCUCUCUAAACUUCCCACGUGGAUCAAAGAUCGCACUACCACAUACACAACGUUUGGCCCUGCUUUUGCUGCGUUACGAAAGUUCUUCCUGGAGAAGAAGCAGAAACAAGUGUAGUUUCUCUCCCAAAGGACUCAACUAACAUCUCCCAAAUGUUCAUGGAGAUCUGUGCUAGGAUGAUUUAAGAAUAUGAUGUGGAACCACAGAGAAAAAGAAAAAAGAAAGACAUGUAAAAACUUCAGUAUCACACCACACGUUCUACUCUUGUGAGUGCUACUGGUUUAAAGAAAAAAAAGCAGGCAGUUUUUCA
Archocentrus centrarchus (flier cichlid) is the source of this 3101-nucleotide messenger RNA. RefSeq names its product DEAD/H (Asp-Glu-Ala-Asp/His) box helicase 11 (gene ddx11). Bases 230 to 2908 code for a protein of 892 amino acids. Lineage: Eukaryota; Metazoa; Chordata; Actinopteri; Cichliformes; Cichlidae. Gene Ontology annotation, molecular function: ATP binding; DNA binding; hydrolase activity, acting on acid anhydrides, in phosphorus-containing anhydrides. Gene Ontology annotation, biological process: establishment of sister chromatid cohesion; nucleobase-containing compound metabolic process. The transcript is spliced from 29 exons. The record is from RefSeq and is a predicted model, not a curated record. Gene Ontology annotation, cellular component: nucleus.